AUGCUGGCCUGUCUGCCAGGACCAGGUGACCUCUCCUUUCAGCUUCUUUCUUACACGCAGAUGAACACUGGACUUCAGAAAUGGGACACUACACAGAAAAUGAGAUCUGCACAGUAUCCUACCCCAGCAGAAUUGGAUGCUUAUGCUAAGAAGGUCGCCAACAAUCCACUGACUAUAAAGAUUUUCCCAAACAGCGUCAAGGUUCCCCAGAGGAAACACAUUCGCCGUACUGUGAACGGACUUGAUACUUCGGGCCAGAGGUACAGUCCCUACCCAUCCCAGGCCACCACCAAGACAGGCCUGCUGGCGAUAGUCAAAUCCCCAGCGAAAGGAAUUGUCAAGGACUUUGACGGGACGCGCGCACGCCUGCUGCCAGAGGCGAUGAUGAACCCCCCUGCCACGCCGUACGUUGCACCUAGCACUUUAACCCACCCCCAGGCGCUUGCUCGCCAGCAGGCUCUCCAGCAUGCACAGACUUUGCCGCACCCCCAGAGCAUCCCACAGCCACAGACUCUGCAGCACCCUCAGGGGAUCCCACAGCCACAAAGCUUACCACACCCUCAGGGGAUACCGCAGCCGCAGGCGCUGCCGCACCCUCAGAAUAUGCAGCAGCCGCAGGGCUUGCAGCAUCCUCAGACCAUGGCACACCAGACUCUGCAGCACCCCCCGAAUCCUUUGCUGCAGCCAGGUUUACAUGGAAGCAGAAAGAUGCCGGAUGCAGACGCGCCGCCGAAUGUGACCGUGUCUACCUCAACCAUUCCCCUCUCUAUGGCUGCCACCCUGCAGCAGAACCAGCCACCAGACCUGAGCAGCAUUGUGCACCAGAUUAACCAGUUCUGCCAGGCCAGAGCUGGCAUUAGCACUACCUCAGUGUGCGAGGGACAGAUUGCAAACCCCAGCCCUAUAAGUCGUAACCUGCUUAUCAAUGCAAGUACCAGGGUAUCUACUCACAAUGUCCCUACACCCAUGCCUUCCUGUGUAGUAAACCCUGUCGACCAUGCUGCUGCUAUUCCUUCUGCCUCUGUUAAUGUGCCCAUGGUGAAUAUCAACAGGGUGCCACCUGCCUACCAGAACGAAAUCAAACCGGUCGCCUGGAACCAGCACCAGCUCGCACAUCUGCAGCAGAUGUGUGGGGAUGCUGCUGGGCCUGCUGGACUUGCAGGGAAGCACCCUCAGAGAGAGAUUGCAGGGCAGAAUUUUUCUGGCAAAACUUCAAACUACCCUCAAGAACUGUGCAUGGGCCAGUCCUUCAGCUUGAAGCCCCCCAUCGAGAAACCCACACCUUCUCCACCCGUGAAUGGUUUGCAGGGACCCUUGCCAUACACCAACGGGCACUAUUUCCAGCCCAUCUGGAAUAACAUUCUGCCCACACCCAACAGUGACAGCUCUGGGUCCCAGGACCUCGCCAUGCCUUUCCAUGGGGGACAGCCAGCAGGAGCACCACUAGAUUGUGCAGGAGGAACUCAUUACAGAGCUGGAGCUGGUCCAUCCAGCCAGAAUAAUGUGAUGCAGACCAUGGAUUACCUAAGUGGGGACUUCCAGCAGUCCUGCUUCAGAGAUCAGAGCAUGGCCGUGCUGGGAAAAGUCCAUCGGCCUCCCAUGAACCGAGCACCUGAACCAACCGAUAGUCGAAAUCUUCAUAUUCAACACCCAGGGUAUAGAUAGGCUGCAGUCACUUUCACAGACAAAAAGACAAAAAAAAACAACAAAAACCAACAAAACACAUAAAAAAACAAACCAACAUUAAAAAAAAAUAGGUUUAGUCUUAAUUUUAAUUAAUAAGCAAGGCAUUUUUAACUUGCAAACUUGUGUGAUCAUUAUAGUAACCAUUGGAAGACAACAUCCUGUAUAUUGGAAAGCUUUGCUUACAUGUUAUCUGUCUCCUUUGUGCAUCAAAUAUUUAACAUGCCUUCUGUGUCAAAGAAUUUCAUUACACUACUUCACGCCACAGCUAUUUCCUCACCACAGAAUCCCCCUUUGUGCAGCUUUUGCCUUCUGCUUCGUAGCUCCUUGCUGGACUGAUGUUGAGUUGCUGCAGGGUUUCGCAUCUGUUCGCCGGCUCUGUCAAGAGCGAGGUAGCGUAGCUGCUUACAUUUCCAUCUCAAUUUCCUCUGAAGAUUAAGAGCACCAGAAUUUGUCAGGAAGCAGGGCUUAUUUUCAACUCGAAAGCCCAUUUCAUUAAUGCAUUAAACAUUGACCAUUUGCACUGUCUAGAGGCCUAUUUAAUUGAAAAAGAAGCCUACGUCUGAGAAGAGCUAGCUGGGGGUAUGUGUUUAGACAUUAAUAAGAGGGAAGCAUUUCAGCUGUUUCUUGCUGAGAUGCCUGCAUUUAUCAUUUAGACUUUGUCCAAAGUCAAAAGUCUCUUGCAGA
Molecule: messenger RNA, 2370 nt
Organism: Indicator indicator
Lineage: Eukaryota; Metazoa; Chordata; Aves; Piciformes; Indicatoridae
Gene: FAM222B
Product: family with sequence similarity 222 member B
Exons: 2
Coding region: 1-1665 (554 amino acids)
Source: RefSeq, a predicted model, not a curated record